UUUUGAUGAGUCUACAAACGUUGUAUCAAAGGUUUAACAGUCGGUAUGAGAUCAUAUUCUGAGAAACUAAAAAUGAUCAUAACAAUAUAAAAGUCGUUGAUUUCUGAUCCUUUCAUUUAUAUGUCCAUUUAAAUCAUUAACAAUCAAUAAUCAUGCCUCUUGAAGUUAUUGGUGCCGGUUAUGGGCGAACUGGGACUAUGAGUCUAUUAAAAGCUCUUCAAAUAUUAGGGUAUCGGACACAUCAUGGAUUAAGUAUACUGGAAGAUGAUUCAGCAGAUUUAGGUGUAUUUCAUCGAGCAUACGAUCAUCCGGAUACACAUGAGGAUGAGUGGGAAAAAGUAUACGGAGACUAUACAGCCAGCUUGGACUUCCCUUCCGCGGCAUUUUAUAAAGAAUUGAGCGAAAAAUACCCUGAUGCCAAAGUCAUCUUGACCAUCCGACCUGCAGAAGACUGGUUCAAGUCCAUGCAAAAGACCAUUUUGAAAGAAUUUGCUGAGACACCAAUGACCAUAGGUGCAGAAGCAAUGACCAAGUUUCUUUCUCACAUUACUUUCAAUGGCAAGCUUGGAAAACAUUUGGAAAAGCCAGCUGAUAAAGAAUACAUGUGUCAAUUAUUCAACGAUCAUACAGAACAAGUCAAAAAAACAAUCCCUGCUGAUCGUUUGCUCAUUUUACAUCUUGGAGACGGUUGGGAACCUUUAUGUCGUUUCCUCGGCAAGGACAUUCCAAAUGAGCCUUAUCCCCAUAAAAAUACCACUGAUGAUUUUUUGAACGAAUUUGAAGAAGGCAAAAGAAUAAUCACAUCUCUUUUGCAUUCCAACUCUACGGAAAAAUAAAAGUCUAAUGGAUGAUGGAUGUUGGAUGAUGAUCCUUUU
Molecule: messenger RNA, 875 nt
Organism: Halteromyces radiatus
Lineage: Eukaryota; Fungi; Mucoromycota; Mucoromycetes; Mucorales; Cunninghamellaceae
Product: P-loop containing nucleoside triphosphate hydrolase protein
Exons: 2
Coding region: 153-836 (227 amino acids)
Source: RefSeq, a predicted model, not a curated record